AAUAAAAUCCCUGACACCACUGUUCAAGAGGCCUCGGGGGGGUGGAAGGCCAGGCCAGCUGCGCGCCUAUAAAGCUGUCCCCGCUCCCAGCACGGCAGCACAGUUGUUUGCCAGGCUCCUCCAGCGCUCUCCAAUGGAUAUCACCAUCCACAACCCCCUGAUCCGCAGACCUUUCUUCUCCUGGUUGGCACCCAGCCGCAUCUUUGACCAGAUUUUCGGGGAGCACCUGCCCGAGUCGGAGCUGCUCCCCGUUUCCCCCAGCUUCAGCCCCUUCCUGAUGAGAUCGCCCAUCCUUCGGAUGCCCAGUUGGCUAGAGACAGGACUCUCCGAGAUGCGACUGGAUAAGGACAAAUUCUAUGUGAACCUGGAUGUGAAGCAUUUCUCCCCUGAGGAGCUGAAGGUGAAGGUGCUCGGGGACAUGAUUGAGAUCCACGGCAAGCACGAGGAGCGCCAGGACGAGCACGGGUUCAUCGCGCGGGAGUUCAGCAGGAAGUACCGCAUCCCGGACGACGUGGACCCCCUGACCAUCACGUCCUCGCUGUCCCUGGACGGGGUGCUGACCGUGAGUGCACCCCGCCGGCAGAGCGACGUCCCCGAGCGCAGCAUCCCCAUCACCCGCGAGGACAAGCCCGCCAUCGCGGGCGCCCAGAGGAAGUGAGGCCUGCUCUGCCGCUGUCCCCAAGGCCACCCCUGCAGGGACAUCCCGGCUGUGCUGAACGGCUGCUGCUGUUAUUUAUGCUGAGUAAGUUUACUAACGAAUAAAACCAUGGAGAAG
Molecule: messenger RNA, 775 nt
Organism: Melospiza georgiana
Lineage: Eukaryota; Metazoa; Chordata; Aves; Passeriformes; Passerellidae
Gene: CRYAB
Product: crystallin alpha B
Exons: 3
Coding region: 134-658 (174 amino acids)
Biological process (GO): protein refolding; response to heat
Molecular function (GO): protein folding chaperone; structural constituent of eye lens
Source: RefSeq, a predicted model, not a curated record